Messenger RNA from Eubalaena glacialis (North Atlantic right whale), 159 nucleotides. Its product is annotated as large ribosomal subunit protein eL39-like. The transcript has a single exon. Gene Ontology annotation, biological process: translation. The record is from RefSeq and is a predicted model, not a curated record. Bases 1 to 156 code for a protein of 51 amino acids. NCBI's taxonomy places the organism in Eukaryota, Metazoa, Chordata, Mammalia, Artiodactyla, Balaenidae. Gene Ontology annotation, cellular component: cytosolic large ribosomal subunit; ribosome. Gene Ontology annotation, molecular function: structural constituent of ribosome.
AUGUCUUCUCACAAGACUUUCAGGAUCAAGAGAUUCCUGGCCAAGAAACAAAAGCAGAAUUGUCCCAUUCCCCAGUGGAUUCGAAUAAAAACUGGUAAUAAAAUCAGGUACAACUCCAGGAGAAGACAUCGGAGAAGAACCAAGCUGGGUCUAUAAGGA